Molecule: messenger RNA, 12875 nt
Organism: Dinoponera quadriceps
Lineage: Eukaryota; Metazoa; Arthropoda; Insecta; Hymenoptera; Formicidae
Exons: 9
Coding region: 7449-9920 (823 amino acids)
Biological process (GO): endoplasmic reticulum tubular network organization
Cellular component (GO): endoplasmic reticulum tubular network; endoplasmic reticulum membrane; cytoplasmic microtubule
Molecular function (GO): microtubule binding
Source: RefSeq, a predicted model, not a curated record
UCCAGUUGGGGCGUCGCGACGCUCGUGGGAUAGACACGCGAGAGACAAAAAGCUACCUCCGGUCCUAGAAGUGCAAAGAGUACAUCUCGGUUCGUGCGUGCGUACGCGUGUCAAAAGCACACGCACUCUCCGGAUCGGAUUUGGCGCCCUCCGACGAGAGUACCUCGUCGUUGCGUUCGCCAUGCAGACGUCACGAAAUUCAGAGGCGAGCUGCGGAUCCUUCAUCUUGAAAUUCGGACUCGGAAACUUCUAAAGUAGAACAAUGCUGCUUUAGACCAUUUUGACUAGCCGCGCUAAAGUCAACGGCGCACGAGCGAAAUCGUCAACUUUCAGAUAAAACGUACCGUAAAAUUUUAUCUCUCGCUGCUCGGAUUUUGAAAUUUAAAAUAGAACAAUGUCGCUCUGAAUUACCGCAAGAUAUAGCCAAGGUUAUCGCCUAGGUUAGCAUGGCGAGAGCAAGAUUCCGCAGUGUUCGACUCCUCGGCACAACCGGCCUCUGUGACAUAUCGUGACCGUUUGAUUUUGGACCUGAACAUUUGAAGUAGUGGAAUUUGCGCCUCGUUCACCCGGCAGAAUUCAGGACAACGUCCGAGAGAGAUCACGAGGCCGCGGACGACGUCGCAAAUAGAAGACGGUGAAUGCGCCGGCGGUGGCGUUGAGAAUAAAACGCGGCGACUGUCUUUCUUAAAUCGGCCGUCGGAUUCUCGCGAACGUUCGAUCGGCGCGACGGCAGCGAUUAAUCAUCGUCAUUAUCCGAGCGCUGCAUCCGAGAGAAAGGCGAUGCCACUGACGAGGGAAUCAACGCCGUCGACGCCAGAAUGUCGUAUCCUUGAUCCCCGCGCUUCGCCCCGGCGAGCGGUUUAGUGCCUGUCCGUGCAUUCGCCCUGAAUGGGAGAUUUAUUAAGUAACACUCGGCUUCGGCAUCGCGAAUAAUCGAACGUGCGAUUUGCACAGGCGUGUCGAGCCGUUCACGAGCACAGCGAGUAGAGCGGGAAUCAAAAGUGCCGGCCGAGAAGAAUGUCCAGCGUUGGAGUUCAACCCCUUGAUUCUCCAUCUGCGCGGUAAUUCAAGCGAUCGUCGUAACGCGCCGUUGACGACAUGUCCUCCAGAGUCAAACAGCAGAUUCGCAUAACGAUCUUCUUCAACGACGGCGUCGUGGUGAUUUACAUCUGAACAUCGACCACGGCGGAGCGGAAUAGAAGAGACCUGUCGUCGGGAUCGGCGGGGGAACUCGCGAAAAUUCCAAGGAGCGAAGACGGCCGGCCGGCAGGAUCAAGGAAAAGAAGGUGGAAAAGGGAGCACAGUAGCGUAGGAAAGAUGAGCAUACCUCUCUUUGCGCCACUGCUUAGAAAAAGUUAGUCGAAUUACUUAGCCGGUCGUUGCACCGUGGCUGGCCGCUUCGACGUGACGAUAAAGGAACCGAUCGGGCGUGCACAGGAUCGACCAACCACGAAGCGACUGCUCGGCCGCGAAUAAAAAGCGCGGUAGCGAUCUAGCGCGACAAUCGGGUCGAGAGAAAGUGAGCUUAUCGUGUGAGCGCGAACCCGAAGGAUACACUCCUGUGUGUCUUUAUGCGGGGGCAAGGAUUGGAAUUGAAGCGCCGCCGUGAUCGAAAUUUUCAACGUCGACGUUGAAAAACGUUGGAUAAUCCGAUAAUUUGCCGGUCUAACGUCUAAUAAUGUUAUCAUGCGAUCGUAGGAAUAGUUCAGUUAUUCGUGUUACUGUUGAUAAAGAAUCGAGAGACGCAUCAGUAUUCUGUACCGACGUACGCACGAUCGAUCAAUUCUCCCGUCAGAUUAGAAAUUAGGUGCGGCUCUCUAUCCCCCCUCUCUCUCUCUCUCUCUCUCUCUCUCUCUUUCUCUUUUUCACCGUGAAUAUAGAUAUGUUACUAUAAAUUUGCGUUUUAUUCAGUUAUGGGAAUGUUGGGAUAUUAGCUUGUAAUAAGAUAUGUGACCGAAUUGGUAAGAACCGGCUAGAGCGAAGCAAUAGAAAUAUUUCGAAGAUUAAUUGCGACGUACUUGAGAUAAAUCGUGGAUCUGGGGGAAAUAGCGAGAGAGCGACGCUGACGAGGAAGGAUUGGUGGAUAACUCCCGAGAGCGUUCGGGUUUUACUGGACUUAGCGAGCCAUUUUGUCGGAUGAGUUCUGUACUUUCUAAUCUAGCGAGUAUUCUGCCCGCACUGCCUUUUACUAAUAGGCGAUCAGCUGGUGAACGUCUCAAACCGGUGCAAUUGAGGCCAUUGCAGCGGACUCGGUGCAUCACUUCUGCACCGAAGGAGCAUCUCCGCGACGCUCCUGCCACCGCGAUCUCUCGUUCGACUCGGUCGAGUACGUCGUCCUCGUGGUCGUGUUUCAUCCUGUUUCGUCUUUCUUUCGCGAAUUCAGGUAGAAAAUCCGCGUGUGCGCGCGUAAAAUUGCCUCAAGGUUCGUACGUGCAAGCUUUUUCGUGCGACUUUGCCGGACGGACCAACAUGACGUGCUUCUUGCCGCCCAAGCGAGCCACACCAGUGCUCGUUCCGGCUGUGGCUCAUUAUUCGCGCAAUUUUCACGCGCCGAUUUUCAAGCGAGUAACGGUCGUCAACACGGUAUCCGUGGUUUUUCUACCCUCCCCUCUGAAAAUUACGCCCAAGUCAUAAGACCGACUUGCUGGGAAGCUUCCUAAUUGCGGAUACAGCUGUUGCAUCGCUCGGAGAUAUCAGGGAGAAUUAUUUCGCAAGUUCCUAAUCCCGAAUAUUGCCAUCGUAUACAUUUUUUAGAGAAUUUAAACGGGCCGAGUUACGUGACAAACGACGAGCGAGAUCGCCCUCGUUAGAAAAUCCAAGAGAUAAAAUGCUCUACGCAUAUUCGUUCUAAGUACUGUGAAUGACAAUCGUUGCGAAUUCAUUCGCAUUUUUUGCAUUUUACGUGCCGCAGGAUACGUGAAGAUGUAUACUUUCCACUUGUGCGAAAUUCAAUUAUGCGCGGCUGAGAUAAGUCCAAUUCCGGGAAUACGUCGGAAAUAGUCCCGAUGCGCGGUUACUUCGAUUCGACAUUAAUAUUCAAGAAGUAACGCAGAUUCCUAGAAUGCAUCCGAAUGGUAUUCCUCCGAGGGAGAUUACGACGAGCUAAUCGGCUAGGAAAGAUAUUAGAUUGUGUAAGAUUGCGGGAGAGAUACAUGUGCUCGUCGCGUACUUCCUGCACAGCAACCUUGAGAGCGGAAUUAUAAUCGUAAUUGUAUAAUGCGUCACACACACACACACACAUCGUCGACCUGUAUCGCGUAGUAACGCUAAAGUUCCGGGGUGCGAUAAAAAUUAGGCAAUAUUUUAAUAUCUGAAAUUUGAGAGAAAAGAAGGGUAUAUCCUGUACGCACAAUUGACGAUGGUCUCAACUUUCCAACACGUCGAAGUCAUGUAACGUCGUGUUUGCGCGUAUUCAUGCAUGAUCAUGGAUUAUCAACAUUUUUAUAUGACAUUAAAUUAACAACUGCCUGAAUAUGAUAUUAAAUCUGUCUAUCUUGACCGCUGCGUUGUUUAUCAACCCACUCGAUUCGAGACGUAACAGUUGUCUGUAUUAUCUCGUUUAAAAAUAUAAUAUCCGCGUGAAUAAUGAUUGCGCCAACAUGAUUACAUCUGCAACUGUAUUGCCUUUUCAUCUAGAAAGUUAUUAUUAUACAACCAAGUCGUGCGCCAGAAACGUUACCACUCUGCAACCAGCAGUUUUAGUUAAUGUACGUUAAUAUCUGCGAUUAGAGUUGCAAGAGAAACUUGUUGAUAAUUAGAAAUGCGAUUAUCCUUUGCUAAAAGUAUACACUUAUCCACUUGUGAUCGAUAAAAAGCCGCCGGCUUACCAUUAGAGUAAGAUCAUUAUCUCGCCGCGAACCAUUCGAAAUAUUCGGCGCACGUACGGCUUUCGGUUAGAAACGAGGAAAUUGAUAUCUGUUCUUUUUGUUCCCUCCGCGGACUCCAUCGUGGGCCUUCAAGGCCGAUGAGCUGGCGGUAUAAUGGAUGGCAUCUAUCCCGUGACUCGUUGUAAUUCCGAGCAGGCAGCUUCGAAUGCCUCUCAAAUUUGGAACAAAUCCAGAAGAUUCAACGUCUAAAAGUCUCGCUUUGACGACCAUGAGCGCUUUCCUUUCUUCCCUCUCGGGAUUAACGCAAUAAAUUAUCAACGAGUAAAGCGUGAAUAACGAGCGAUGCAAAAUCAUCGUAUUGCUUCGCUUCGUCGCUGAAAUUUAACGAUCACUGGCACGUGUCAAGUUAGCCGGUAAUGUUAGUUCUCAUUCGCCGUGUUUGUGCAUACGCGUAUGUAAUCGCAGAUAUUAUUCAAUGCUUGUCAAAAUAUUAAAAUGAGAGGGUCAGUGCGAUGCGUGACGUUACUUUGACGCAUCGCGUAAUUUAAAGGAGCGCCCUCGUAAUUCGUUGUCGUGUUAUUCGUUAUUAGAUUAGAUUGAUGCUCCUCGUGCCCGUCCCGAAAUAACUGCGCACACCCUCGUCGCUGUAAUUUUGCUCGUCGCUUGUCUAUCGAUGACCCGCGAUGAACCGUCUUCAUUGUAUUUCUUCAAACGAGCGUUUGUGUAAAACGGAUAUAAUAGUGCGCGACAAAGUCAUUAAUACAGAGCCAGAUCGCAGCAAAUUACCUGCAUAACGGAAGUUACUAAUAAGUAUUUAUAAAGAACUAUUUAUUAAUUAAUACCUUAUUCGCAGGAGAGCGUUUUAGCGAAAACCUCGCGACGAUAGGAGCUUAACCCAUUAGCUGCCACGAUCCCCAUUUGGGGAUCAAAACAAAACAUAAUUUGAAUAUAAUUAUACUGUUACACAACUUUUUGUGCAUAUAUAUAACUUAUCCGGCCAAAAAUUUCAAAAAAAAAUUUGGCAGUUAAUGGGCUAAAUCGCAUCGCAUAUUGAUGAAAUCAUCGAGUUUUGAUUUACGGCUAAUUUCUUCUCCGUGUAUUCUCUAUUAGACCUCACCCGGCGUCCCAUUUACAGUUUGCCGGUAACCUCGCACGUGUUUCUUGCAAGGUACUUCCGUCCAAUAUCUAUCCGUGCCAGAUGCUUUUUACGCUCUGGCGUGAGAAGAAAUAUCAUUCUCUUACGCGGCUCAAAGAGGGAUAUGUAAGCGUUUUCCCCGGGUAACAUUGAAACGUCUCAAGUGCACCGUACUUUCCAACUCCGUAAUAAUUCUGCCACGCUUUCAUAUUUCAUAGGUAAGUUACGAACAUUAGCGUCGAUAGAGUCGUUAAUACUUGAUACGCUCUCGUGUAAAUGCGUAACAUCUGCGGAAACAGAGAACAAGCGGCAGAAAUACGCCGGGUUUCCGCCUAAUGUCAGGAACUUCGUUAUCACGUUGAAGACGAUACUCGCGGUUAAACGAGGCGUGACGGAAUUCAGGCUACGCGCAAACGAACGACAAUGAUCUUGACCUCGCGACACAUACGAAUAACCUCGCUCUCGCGACCGAGGCCACCGUGCAUACACGAGUGUCGCAGUAGGAAGGGGGAAGUUACACGUCGUCAUUAAUAAACAUGAAAGCGGGCGACAGUAACAAUCAUAUGGGACCGUAAUCGUAUUUCGUCGCUUUAUAUGAUGAGGACGACAAGCUCGAAUUUCGUUCCCGAUUUCGGUCGAUUUUUCGCGACCAAAUCCAGAGUGUGGCGAUAAUAACGUUGUUUAUUAUGGUGAUUUACACAUCAUAUCGUGUAAUUUAUAUUAUAAUAUAUUAUGAUAUGCAGCGAGAUAAAAUAUAUUUAUCUUUCCCUCUCUCCCUCUCUCUCUCUUUCUCUCUGUUUUGUCAUUUACGAACUUCUGUAGAGGAUAUUACAAUAUAAUCUGUUUCAUAUAACUAAUUUUAAAAGUACAUAUUUUCGAUCACAUCGACGUAAAGCUACCAAGCGUUGGACGAGACAAAAGUCAACGAUUUGAAUCAUGCGAACGAGACUGUGCAAACUGUACUGGCGUCAGUCUGUAAGUCAGUCGAGUCAAGGAACUGCAAAUAAUGAUAUUCGCAGCUGGUUCGAAACUUUCGAAUGAAUAUUGCACGACCUUGAAUUGAAACGCGACAAGUUAUUUUCAAAUCUUUUAUUGACUCAAACAGAUAUUUUACAUGCGAAGGUUGGAAACUGAAAGAGUAAAACUUGCAUUGUGAACUCGAUAUUUGCUGAAAUUUCAUCAGCGAAAGUAACUUUUUGUUGAAAUAACAAAUCAAUACAUUUGCAAUUAGAAUUUCUUUAGAGGACUCUCCCCAUAGACUACCUUGCAUUUUUUUACGUAACUGUGUAAACAAACUUAUCGACUCGAUAAUGUGAACUGAAAAAAAGUUUUUGCUGUUAUUGACAUGUGAUACUGGUCCCUUGCGAGAGAUCCUUGCGUUGCAUCGGUAGCGCGCGAACGUAUUAAUAAAUAGAAAAAUAAAUGAAGAAAUGUCCGAUAACUGGGGAAACGAUGCACAAACAAAGAAAGAAUUCAAGUCCAUGAGACAGGAAACCGACAUGCCCAAUUCUUACAGGAAUUUAUGAACGAGACAGACGAGAUGCACAGGGGCAUUUUUCGCAGAUAUAUUAAGUUGAGAGCUGUCUCUUCUCGGACGUUACAUAUAUCCGCGGGGCAAAUUAGAGAGAUAUAUAAUAAAAAUUUCACAUAAACCUCGUAAACUCGCGCGCACCUCGCUCGAACGGUAUCCACAGGAUCCAGCGAACUCGCAGGCUGGAAGAGGAGGAAGCGAGAGAGAGAGAGAGAGAGAGAGUGGGAGCUCGAGACGGCAGAAAGCGAAUACAUAUGAGUAGAGCAGGACAAAUAGGCGGUAUAAAAGUCACGGGAUCCUUCUUUACGAGAUAUCAGGUCGAUAGAUAAUUUCGCGACGGCGGUCACCGUCGGGACCGUCCUGGACAUUCAAUUUCGUAAAUGGCAGCGGAAUCGCGUCCGACGACGCUCGUAAAUCGCCGGGGCCUUAUCGCGCGAUUGCCAGUCGGCUGGCUUCUUCGGCUUGAUACGUCGUGAAUCGAAAGGGUCGGCUCGUACGUGUCGAUCCGCGUGGUAACCGGAACCGGAAGCGGCCGGGCGUGAAUAACGUCGUGAGCCGUCGUAUUCGCUGCGGCUCGCGGACUGCGCACUAGGGACGCCCUGUUACGCAAUGCGCGGAUAGCGACAUUGGUGACAAUCAUCAAAUUACCUACGAGUGCACCGCGAUCACUCGCAGUUUCGCGCGAUACUUCGCGAGCGGAAGGCUUUAUCCGGCGAUCGUGUUCGUAAACGCCGUACAGUAUCGCGUGCACGAACGCAUGAAAGAACGGCCGAUUACAAAUCGGCGACUCGAAGCCGGUGUUAUUCACGUUGGUCUUGUUGGCCGUCGGUUCGACAAUCAUCGAAGGGUCCAAGGGAAAAUUCAAGAUUCUUCAAUUAAGAAGGGAAAUUUCUCAAGAAGAAGAGAACACGAGAAAGAGAGAGAGAGAGAGAGAGAGAGAUAAAACGGCGAUACAAUGGAACCGAAAAGAAACCACCGAUCGCUGACAGAUAUUCUCGAGAUGGACAAUUCGCGAUCGAAGGAAUUGUCGGUUGUAUCGAUACAUAAGCCGGGAACCUUCGAGAUUUUGGCGAGACAGACGAUGGCCUGGUGCCGUUAUUGGAUCCAAACAUUUCCCGUUAGAAUGACGUUGAACAACAUCGGGUUGUUGACGGUGAUCCUCGCGAUAGUGUUGCCGCGAUCCUUCAUUUACAGGCUCGUAUAUCCGAUUUUCAGAUUGGUCUUCGGCACUCUAUACCCGGCGUAUGCUUCUUAUAAGGCUGUGCGCACGAAGAACGUCAAGGAAUAUGUCAAAUGGAUGAUGUACUGGAUCGUGUUCGCGCUGUUCACGUGCGCGGAAACGUUCACCGACGUCUUCUUUAGUUUCUGGUUUCCGUUUUACUAUGAGAUUAAGAUCAUCCUGGUACUCUGGCUGCUGAGCCCGGCCACUAAGGGCUCCAGUAUUCUUUACCGACGCUUCGUACAUCCAGCGUUAAUCCGCCGCGAGGCUGAGAUCGACGAGGCCCUCGCACGCGCGACAGAACAGGGUUACACGGCGGUGUUGCACCUCGGCACUAAGGGCGUAAAUUAUGCCACCACGGUCCUCAUGCAGACCGCGAUCAAGGGCGGCGGCGGGCUGGUGCAGCAAUUGAGGAAAAGUUACAGCCUCAGCGAUCUGACCGGCGAGAAGGAGGAUGAGAAUAGAAACACACCCGACACGCACGACGAGACGGACAUGCAAGCAGAACCUCGUCGAAGAGAGCACGUCGGCAGAAGGGGCUAUAGCCCUCGCAGGACCCAGUCCAGCAGCAAUCGAGUAGAGAUGUAUUUUUCCGAAGUGGAUGUCGACGUUCGACAGCCAAGGCCUAGAGAACCCAUAGCUAGUUUAACAAAUAUAAGGUCUUCGGACGACAUAUCUAGUGGAUACAGCAGCGGCGAGGCGCUACAGUCUCAUCGCGCGAUCUCUCAGGGUGACUCCUUAGUGAGAACGUCGAGCGUGGGCGCGAGAACGCGCGCGAAGCCUCGUUCCACCGCGAAGAAGACGCCAGAAGACAGGGACGAGGAUUUCGACCGCAUCGAUCUUUCACCUCUCGAAAACACAUCCCUCCCGUCGUCCCUGAAUCUCCUCACUCCCGAACAAGCUCUCGAGCUUUUGCUGUUGCUCUCUCAGAACAACUCGAAAGAUCGUCAGACUCUCGAGUGCACGGCGACGCGCGGCGAUAACGGCGAGAGAAGCGCGGACGCGAAUCGAUCCGCAGCGAAAAUAGACGAGUCGUCGUCGUCGGCGGAAUCGAACGGCGAUUUCGUCGACGUGGACUCGCAAACGGUGCAGACUAUAGAGAUCGAGAACAUCUCGACGGAGAAUUUGCCGGUGGCCGCGUUGACGAAGAGCAACGUGGCGGACCAAGCGAGAGGACCGACGAGUGAUCCCGAGAGCGAGCACGUUUCCGUGAAGGAAUCCGAUUUCCGGCGAGACGAGGCCGACUCGCCGAUCGAGUACAUCGACGACGAGGUGAAGGCCGAUCGAACAGUCUUUCCGUCAUCGCUCCCCGACGUCGCUCCCGUCACCGACGACAUCUGCCAACAGAGAUUCGACCAGCUCAAGCAAUUGUUGGACGAUGCGCACAGAGCGGUGACCGGCAUCGUGUCUUCGCGGGAGGACUUGAGUACGGUUGGCGAAGGUAAGGAACGCGACGUCCAGCGUGCCGUCACGCCGAGCUCGUCGACUUGCAAUCUCGACGGUGACAACCGCGCCGGGAAGUACCAUAAGAAACCCGCCCCGAGAGCGCCGCUGGUGGACCAGGAAGACGACGUCCAGGAGAACGACGAGGCCGAGAGCGCGCUGAAGGCUACCCUGGUCAUUAAGACCGGAACGUUGAGGACGUUCUCCAACGCGGACGUUAAGAAGGACGUUUUCCUGGCGCACGCGCCGGACACCAUCUCGACGAAGAGGAAGAAGAAGUCCGGCAGGCUGCGCGCUAAGGAGAGCUUCUCCAAGUUACUGACGAUCCCGAAGAACAUCUUCCACAGCGCCUUCCACAAGGAGCAGAACGAGCCCUCCUCCAAGGAGGAGGACUCCAGCUCCACGUUCUCCGAGACUAGCGGGUCCGCGUCGCGGUCGGAUAGCGUCUGCUCGCAAAUGUUCGUGGACGCCUCCACGAAACUGCCGAGCCCCUCGAAGCAGGGGGCCGACGUGGAAGAAAUCCCGCUGAGACCGGAGCGCGAUGACGGGGAUCCCGAGAAGAAUAUCGAUUCGGAGAGAGCUGAUCGGAGGAUCGUAGCUCUGGGCAAAGCCGAGGCGGGUCUUGAGAAAAUCGACAAGGUCGACGAAGACGCGAUGAAGAAUACGGGGAUGCUCGGGAAGAAGAGCGCCGGAAAUAGAUCCGAUCCGGAGGUUCGCGAGAUUUCGGUCCGCGCUGGCAGGAAAGAGAUCGUCACCGACAUUUAAGAGCGCCUCGCUGCGGAAUCCGGAUGUUCGAGCGCUUGGAAUAUUUAAUUGCGUGUACCCGUUUUGUCUGACGUAUACUUCGACGUAUACGAGAAGAGCUUGUCCCUCCUCCCACCUCGUAUCCCGCACCUCACGUUGUCUUAAUUGGAAAUCCAGGCAGAAGAGAUGGACUGAUCCGUCUAAGAUCAUAACGAGUUUCGCUACCCUGCCUCGUAGUAAGAAGACCAGCAAGAAGAAAGUGGCAUGAAACCUACCUGCUGCUGACCGCAUCAAGGAAUAAGACCAAGUUUCUUCUUCGAGGAAAUAAAAAAAAAAUCUUCGUCAGCGUGCGAAUCUAAUUUUGCACGAGCGAGUUCACACGGGCACAUACGGGUCAGCAGCGAUUCAACGAUUAGGCGAAACGCGCGAUAUGUAUACCGCUAAUGUCUCGAGCACCAGUAUUUCUUUUGAUUCAGCCUUUACGAUUGUAUCGAUUUCAUUUCUGGAUCGUUAAUCUUUCAUCGUAUAGAGAAAAUUUCAAUUUCUCUCUCUCUCUCUUUCCCUCUUCGCUUUGAUUUAUUCUCGAGCUUACCGGAUAUGCGUGAGAAAAAUUGUUUCGAGAGCCUCUCGUCAUUUCCCGGCGAGAGAGAGAGACGUAUAAAUAUAUUUCUAUCGAACUCCGAUGGCCGGGUCGCGAUAACACCGUUGCUCACAGUCAUCCCAAAGUCUUACGUUCGAUAAUUUCCCCGUAUGUACGUAUCCUAAACCUCGUGAGUGAGUUCUAGCUUUUAUAUGGUAAACGUUUCGGUAGUGCUGGUAGAGGAGAACUUGAUACAUAUUGCACGCAGUAUAUCUGCUUACGAAUAGGCUUUGAUUAUAACGUUACGAAACUUGCCAUACUCGCGAUGGUAGUCACGAACGACGUAGGAAAAUAAUAAGUCGUUCCCGCGAACGAAAGCAACACGACGACACUAAACGGCGAGAGCACGUUUGAGACGUGAUCGCCGCGGAAACGAUCGAGGUAUCUUGCAUCCAGCGACUGUGAAAUUACGUAGAACGACUUUGAUAAUAUCGUAAUCGAACAAAUUAAGUCUAGUCAGCAGAGGAAAUGAAAUAGAGACUCAGGCCAUAUUGAAAUAGUGCCACGCGAUUCCCCUUUGUUACCGAAUAGUAAUCGUUCGACGGACUGUAUCCAAUAACUACGAUUAUGCGGUGUGCGUCGCGAAAGAUUGUUGCGAAUUGUAUUAGCUUGAAUUGUACUUCGCGCAAGUUCGAAAGCUCGAGGAGUGGCGCGACCCCCUCGAGGACCGUAGGGGAAGGUGACACGAUUCUGCGUAAGGACCAACGAUUCGUCGUAAUUAAUUUCUGACAAAUUACGUUAGGGACAUCGUUAAUGAAAUGAUUAUUAUGUUUUUCACGCACUCGCAAUCUAUCCGAAAGCGAAAUACUAAUGCGCACUUGGUAGUGAAUAUCGUACGGACACUGGCUGUACUUCUAACUUCUUCGUAUCGGUUCUGUCGUGUUUAGAAUUUAUCUCGCUUGACUCGUAACGCACGACGUAAACGUUCACCCAAACUAAUUUUCGCGAUUGCAUAUAUUUCGUAUGUCAGGCGUCAUAUAUUCGUCAACAUAUAUUCGCAAGAAUUUCCAAUCUUCAAUCUACAAUGUGAACCUCCUAGAAGCCAAUUAAUCAACUGUACCUUUUGUAAAUUUUUUUAAAUUUUGUAAAGUCAAGCACUGAUGACACAUGUGCGUUCUGGUGAUAAAAUUAAGAAAUUUAAAAAAAUAGAGUUGAUUGGUUUGCCUUUUGAGAGGUUCACGUAUGUGUAAAGUUGGAAAUCGUACAAGCAACGUGUGUUAGUUGUGAUGCUAAAGCAUACAUGGUGUCCGGUGUACGAUAUAUUCUUUCAUUACAGCGAACGGUUUCAACGUACGCCGUAGAAGACUUACGCACAAGUGCUACGAUUACUUUGAAUUUAAUUAGUAUACGUUAAUCAAUUCGUAUAUAUAGUUUAUCGUGCCGUAUUUUAAACGUUUAUUGUGUAGCUUAGACAAAAUUAACAGUAUCAUAUAACAUGAACAUAAAAAAAGAAUGAAAGAGGAAGAAAGGAGAGGAAAGAACGCGGGACGUGGCGUUACUUGGUAUUGGUUAAUCGCUUGAUCGAGCGAGAUACUCGAUUUGUUACUCGACUAAUGAUUGUUGAUUUUACGUGUAUAUGUUCUAAGCGAAGUUCACGAUGUAUAAUCGGCAAAGCAAAAUGUAGCAAAUGCUCUGAUUCACUUCGCGAAGUGUAUGUAAAAAUUGUGUAAAUGUGAUCGAUAUGAGGGAAUAAUCGUAUUGUUAUUGACACAGCCAUGUACGCGGAAUAGAUAUUUUUAUCGAAAGCAAAUAUAAUAAUGUUCGCUCGAAAUUAAGAUACCACAUUUGCUGCAUUUUACUUGCAUCUUCUAACGCGACACGUUGAGAAACGUUAAUUCGUACUUGUCCCGAACUUUAUAUGUGUGAGCGUAUGUGAUAAAAGAGAGAAAGAGAGUAUAUGUGUAUAUGUGUGUGCGUAGAUGGACACACGCGUAUGCGUAUGUGAGUAUGCAUGCGCGUAUGUGUGCGUGUGUGCUUGCACGAGUGUGUGGGUGAGAGAAAAGAAGCUCAACUACAAAUUUCUCUCUCUACUGCUAUUAAAUACGGUCGGUUUCCUAGAUCUUAUAUAUCACUUGUUCUUUGUAAGUAUUACGCCUCCGGCGCAUAAAUUGUGUGUCCCGAGCUCUUAUGGUGCUGCGAACUUUAUAAUUUGUUUUACCAAUUAUGUACUUUCUCGGCGGAAAGAGUGAGAAGAAACAAAAUCGAGAAUACUUUUAGUGUAAAGUUACUCUGCUUCUGGGGUUCUCGAAAAAUUAUCGAAGAUGCGAAAUGAGAUCGGUUUAGCAGUACUUCAGUUCAGAUAUAGUGUAGUGAAUAAAUGAUAUUGGAGUGCGAUA